Papilio xuthus (Asian swallowtail) is the source of this 1334-nucleotide messenger RNA. RefSeq names its product phosphatidylinositol synthase (gene Pis). Gene Ontology annotation, biological process: phosphatidylinositol biosynthetic process. The record is from RefSeq and is a predicted model, not a curated record. The coding region runs from base 180 to 842 and encodes 220 amino acids. Gene Ontology annotation, cellular component: Golgi apparatus; membrane. The transcript has 4 exons. Lineage: Eukaryota; Metazoa; Arthropoda; Insecta; Lepidoptera; Papilionidae. Gene Ontology annotation, molecular function: CDP-diacylglycerol-inositol 3-phosphatidyltransferase activity.
CAUGCAAUACUCUUUGGUUAAAUGUCACUCAAUGUCACUUUGGUACUGCUGAAGCUGAAUGCUGAUAUCACGGUCACAAAAAUUGUCAUUGCGUAUCUGAAAACUAAACAGGUUUAAGAGAUUUAAACACUUUGCAGCAUAUUUACAUUGCUUAUUACAGAAAAACCCACACUAAUAUAAUGGGUGAGACUAAAGAAAACAUUUUCCUUUUCGUUCCCAAUAUAAUUGGAUUUGCGCGUAUCUUCCUUGCUAUUAUAGCAUUUUAUUAUAUGCCUACCCAUUGCGUAUUGGCAUGUAUUUGCUAUGUAACUUCGGCUUUAUUGGACGCGGUCGAUGGUCAUGCCGCGAGAUAUCUCAAUCAAAGUACUAAAUUUGGAGCUAUGUUGGACCAGCUGACUGAUAGAGCGGGAACAGCCGGCCUCAUGAUGACACUGGCAACAUUUUAUCCUCGUUACACUUUCUGGCUGCAAAUGUCUAUGGUUAUUGAUAUAACUGGGCACUGGUUAUACCUUCACACUUGCACCCUCCAAGGGAAGACGUCACAUAAGUUUAUAGAUAUGUCCGAGAAUCCAAUAAUGCAUGUGUACUAUACCAACAAAACUGUACUUUUCCUUAUGUGUGCUGGAAAUGAAGCAUUUUAUGCUACACUGUAUGUUAUGCACUUCUUUACUGGACCUACAGUGUUUGGUAUAGGUUUAUUCAAUUUGAUAGCUGUACUGAUAUUGCCAGUAGCAGUUGUGAAGGCUGGAAUUACAAUUGUCCAUCUCAUUGUGGCGUCUCUCAACUUGUCUAUCAUUGAUGUGAACGAAAGGGCCGCUAUUGCUGAGAAACAGAAGAACUAAAUGUUAACGGUAUUUGACUUCCUUCUAAAAUAUAUCACUUAAUUUUAUUUCAUGAGUAUUAAGGUUUUGUGUUGUAUUUCCACUGUCUAAAUACUUGUAUAAAACAAAGUCAUUCCUUGCAUACCCGUAGAAAAAUCAGCCAACAGUAUGUGGAAUUUUAUAUUUUAAUUUGAUUUUUUGUGUACUAUUUGUCAAUUUUAUCUCGGAAAAAUGUAUGAAUAAGUUUGAGGUUUUAAAAAUCUGAUAUAUUUUUACAUUAUUAAUUUAUCCCUAUUCUGUGUAUAAUUCUAGUCAAAAAUACAAAGCAGUUAUAUUUCAUCAUUCUUGAAAGAUUUUUAAGCCUUUAAGCUUCUAUGUCAAAGAAUCAUACCUUUUUUCCUUAUUUAAUGGGGUUAUAGAACUAUAUGUUGCUCGAAUUUUACUGUUUAUUUGUAUAAUAGUUUUUAUAUAAAAUUAAGUACAAUUUUAAUAAUAAAUGUUGUAAAUGUCAAU